AUGGAUGGAGUAGGAGGGACUGUUUGUGCAGGCACAGGCUAUUAUUUGAAGAAAGAAGCAUUAUAUAGUACUCCAAUUAACCAAGAUAAUAUGACUACACUUUUUCUAAAAGCUCAAUCAGAAUACAAGUGGGAAUCUCAAUUGUAUCAAUCAGAGGAGUCACUUCAAGAGGCAGAAGAAAAGUUUGGUGCUUCUAGAAAGUUCAUCAACUCUUUGAAUGAUCAAAGAAAUGAAAGGCAGAAUGUUCUAUGUGAUGAGAUGAUUGAUGAAGCUAAAACUCUUGCUUCUUGCACAUUUGAAGAAAAUACAAGAUGGGGUAAAGAAAUAGGGUACUCAUACAACAGUUUACUAGAGAGCUCAUACACAGGCUAUCUCUUGCAUUCUAAGGGGUGGAAAUCAGUAUAUCUUUAUCCAAAGAGGCCAUGCUUUCUUGGUUGUAGCACCAUUGAUAUGAAGGAUGCUUUGGUCCAACUCAUGAAGUGGGCUUCUGGGCUAGUACAAGUUGGGCUUUCAAAAUACAGCCCAUUCACUUAUGGGCUCAUGUCAAAAAUGCCUUUAGUCCAAAAUAUGUGUUAUGGAUACUUCAUGUUCUCACAUUUUCUCUCCAUUCCUUGCUUCCUUUAUGGCAUUGUUCCACCUUUGUGCUUCUUGAGUGGUACUCCAGUGUUUCCCAAGGUGACAAGCCCAUGGUUUGCACUAUUCACAACCAUAUUCUUAUCAUCUCUAGCUCAACAUUUAUAUGAAGUCAUGUCUAGUGGUGGCAACUUAAGGACAUGGUGGAAUGAACAAAGAAUUUGGAUAAUAAAAACAGUCACAGCUUGCUUAUUUGGAUGCUUAGAUGUUUUAAUGAAGUGGCUGGGUGUUGCAAAGGCAAAUUUCAGGUUAACAAACAAAGCUAUAGAUGAAGAGAAAUUAAGGAAAUAUGAAAAGGGUAAAUUUGAUUUCCAAGGUGCUAAGUUGUUUAUGGUUCCUUUGACAUUUUUAGUGGUGUUUAAUGUGGUAUGUUUCAUAUUUGGAAUGAAAAGAUUGGUCUUAGAGAGGUACUUUGAGGAGAUGUUUGGACAAGGUUUCCUUUCUUUUUAUGUUUUGGUUCUUAGUUAUCCUAUAUUAGAGGGUUUAGUAGUAUCAAAGAAAGACAAGUAA
This is a messenger RNA of Solanum tuberosum (potato), 1143 nucleotides long. Its product is annotated as cellulose synthase-like protein G1. Gene Ontology annotation, molecular function: cellulose synthase (UDP-forming) activity. The transcript is spliced from 4 exons. The coding region runs from base 1 to 1143 and encodes 380 amino acids. Gene Ontology annotation, biological process: cellulose biosynthetic process. NCBI's taxonomy places the organism in Eukaryota, Viridiplantae, Streptophyta, Magnoliopsida, Solanales, Solanaceae. Gene Ontology annotation, cellular component: membrane. The record is from RefSeq and is a predicted model, not a curated record.